AUGAUGAGGCGGUCGGACAGCAUCGCGGACAUGAUGCCCGAGGCGCUGCGUCAGAGCCGGUACCACAUGAAGCGCUGCUUCCAGCGGUACGUGUCCCAGGGCAGCAGGCUCAUGAAGCAGCAGCAUCUCCUGGAGGAGCUCCACGGCGGUGGCGGCUCGGCGGCGGUGGACAACAAGGACAGCAGCAGGCUCGCCGACGGCUUCCUCGGCCACGUCAUCUCCUGCACGCAUGAGGCCGUGGUGCUCCCUCCCUACGUGGCCCUGGCCGUGCGGAGGAACCCUGGCGUCUGGGAGUACAUCACCGUCCACUCCGGCGACCUCACCGUCCAGCAGAUCACGCCCUCCGACUACCUCAAGCGCAAGGAAAUCCUAUACGACAACCAUUGGGCGCAGGACGACAACUCGCUGGAGGUGAACUUGGGCGCCCUGGACCUCUCCACGCCUCGCCUCACGCUGCCUUCCUCCAUCGGCAACGGCAUGCACUUGGUCUCCAGAUUCCUGUCCUCCAGGCUCGGCGGCGGCAGCAGGCCUGGCACUGGCACUGCCACGGAGAAGAUGUCGUCGAUGAAGAAGCCGCUGCUGGACUACCUGCUGGCGCUCAGGUACCGGCCGGGCGACCAGCAGAAUAAGCUGCUCAUCAGCGACACCCUCGACACCGUCGGCAAGCUCCAGGCGGCGCUGCUCCUCGCCCAGGCCUUCGUCUCCGAGCAGCACCCGGACACGCCGUACCAGCAGAUGGCGCACAGGUUCCAGGAGUGGGGGCUGGAGAAAGGAUGGGGCGACACCGCCGAGGCGUGCGGCCAGACGCUCGCCUGCCUCUCCGAGGUGCUCCAGGCCCCGGACCCUGCUAGCGUGGACAGGUUCUUCAGCAGGGUGCCGUCGGUGUUCGACGUCGUCAUCUUCUCCAUCCACGGCUACUUCGGGCAGCAGAAGGUCCUGGGGAUGCCCGACACCGGCGGCCAGGUCGUCUACAUCCUGGACCAAGUCAGAGCGCUUGAAGAGGAGCUUCUUCAGAGAAUCAAGGGGCAGGGCCUCACUUUCACGCCCAACAUCCUUGUGCUGACAAGGCUCAUACCAGAAGCAAAGGGCACCACCUGCAACGUGGAGCUGGAACCCAUUGAGAACACAAGGCACUCCAGCAUCCUCCGUGUGCCGUUCAAGACCCAAGAUGGCCAGGAUCUGCCCCACUGGGUCUCCCGGUUCGACAUUUACCCUUACCUAGAGAGAUACGCACAGGAUUCUUGUGCCAAGAUCCUAGAUAUAUUGGGGCGCAAACCAGAUCUGGUCAUCGGCAAUUACACUGACGGCAAUUUAGUAGCUUACCUCGUGUCAAGGAAGCUAGGAGUUACCCAGGGGACGAUCGCGCAUGCUCUCGAGAAGACAAAGUAUGAGGAUUCCGAUGUCAAGUGGAGAGAAAUGGACCACAAGUAUCAUUUCUCGUGCCAGUUUACUGCUGAUAUGAUCGCGAUGAACACCAGCGACUUCAUCAUCGCUAGCACCUACCAAGAAAUAGCAGGAAGCAAAGACAAGCCUGGCCAGUAUGAGAGCCACUAUGCGUUCACAAUGCCAGGGCUCUGCCGCUUCGCUACAGGCAUCAAUAUCUUCGACCCCAAGUUCAAUAUCGCUGCCCCUGGCGCGGAUCAAUCAGUUUAUUUCCCAUUCACACUAAAGCACAAGCGCCUCACAGACUUGCACCCACAGAUCGAGGCGCUAGUCUACGGCAAAGAGGAAAAUGAUGAGCACAUAGGCUACUUGGAAAACAGGAGCAAGCCGGUCAUAUUUUCAAUGGCAAGGCUUGACAAGGUGAAGAACAUCACUGGGCUGGUUGAAUGGUAUGGUCAGGACAAGAGGCUCAGGGACCUUGUCAACCUUGUAGUCGUGGGAGGGCUCCUGGACCCCACGAAAUCCAAGGACAGGGAGGAGAUCGAGGAGAUAAACAAGAUGCACAGUUUGAUCAACAAGUACCAGCUCAAGGGGCAGAUCCGAUGGAUAAAAGCCCAGACAGACCGUGUCCGCAAUGGGGAACUUUACCGUUGCAUAGCAGAUACCAGGGGAGCCUUUGUUCAGCCUGCGCUCUAUGAAGCGUUCGGACUAACUGUCAUCGAGGCAAUGAACUGUGGGCUGCCAACCUUUGCAACAAAUCAGGGAGGCCCCGCAGAAAUCAUUGUCAAUGAGGUCUCAGGUUUCCAUAUCAACCCAUUUGAUGGCAAAGAAGCAAGCAACAAGAUUGCCAACUUCUUCCAGAAAUGCAACGAAGAUCCCAUGUACUGGAACAGAAUGUCCACCGCUGGACUGCAACGCAUCUACGAAUGCUACACCUGGAAGAUAUAUGCAACCAAAGUUCUGAACAUGGGGUCAAUGUAUGGCUUCUGGAGGACCCUGGACAAAGAAGAGAAGCAGGCCAAACAGCAGUACCUACAGAUGUUCUACAACCUUCAUUUCAGGAAGCUGGCAAAUGCGGUGCCGAAAGUGGGCGAACAACUUGACCAAGCUACGGCAGUGGCAUUGCCUGAUAGGUCGGCACCAAGGCCAAAAGAAAGGCAAAAGGACGCAGAUAAGGAUUCAGAGAAUUGCGAGCAACUUACUUGGACCAGUGCUGCCAGCCUCUCAUCUCUCGGAUACUGCUUGAAGUGA
This is a messenger RNA of Miscanthus lutarioriparius, 2634 nucleotides long. The record is from the annotation of a GenBank genome assembly. NCBI's taxonomy places the organism in Eukaryota, Viridiplantae, Streptophyta, Magnoliopsida, Poales, Poaceae.